AUUGAAUUCUUAACCAAAAACAGUCAGAAAACCCCUUAUCCCCAUGUCUUUACUCUCUGUUGUUUUUCAAGUUUAGAAUCUGUGUUGAAUCUCCUUAAAUCUGUUGCCGGCCUCCUCUUGUCUCUCAUUUUUUAUGUGUGUGUCUACCACCACCACCUCUGGCCACCAGCAACCACCACUCACCGGCUACAACCACCUUCAACCACCACCACAACCCCUGAUCAGCUAUGGGAUUACUGGGUUUUUCUUUGAUGCUUCUUUCUAUGCUUCAAAUUGUUGCUUCGCAGCAAGUUACUGACCCCAAUGAAGUGGAAGCACUAAACAAGAUAAUUAGUCACUGGAAUUUGGGAACAAAGUUGAAUAUCAGUGGUGUUGAUCCCUGCACCCAGAAUGCAACCUGGGCUCCUGAUUCUGCCAAUCCCCAAAUUGCCUGCCACUGCGCUGGCACUACCUGCCAUGUCACCAGAUUGUCAGUUCCUCCCUCAUCAUUUUCUUUGUACUUCCUAUAUACGUGGUGGUGUACACGGUUUGGUUCGAUUUGA
Camellia sinensis is the source of this 542-nucleotide messenger RNA. Lineage: Eukaryota; Viridiplantae; Streptophyta; Magnoliopsida; Ericales; Theaceae. The record is from RefSeq and is a predicted model, not a curated record.